Rotaria sordida is the source of this 777-nucleotide messenger RNA. NCBI's taxonomy places the organism in Eukaryota, Metazoa, Rotifera, Eurotatoria, Philodinida, Philodinidae. The record is from the annotation of a GenBank genome assembly.
AUGAACCGUUCAUUCGGUAAUACAUAUUCAUCAGCAGUACAAUCAACAAAUUCAAGAAUGUCUACCGCACCAAGUACAGAAUGGGAAGAUUUACGUAAACAAGCUCGUCAACACGAAAAUGAAAUUGAUACAAAAUUAAUGUCAUUUUCAAAAUUAUGUUCAAAUUAUGUUGCACAUGAUCCAAAUGAUACAUCAUCAUCAUCAUCAACAUGUACACCAUCAUCAUUUGAAACAAUGUCAAUUGAAAUUGAAAAACUUCUUGAACGUUUAUCAGAUAUAAAUAAACGUAUGUCUGAUGUUGUACCAUCAUUACUUGGACCUAAUUCAGCUGCAACACAUACAUUACAACGUCAUCAUGAAAUUUUACAAGAUUAUCGUCGUGAAUUUGAACGUACAAAAGCUAAUAUAAAAAAUUUUAAAAAUCGUGAAGAUCUUUUAAUAAAUACAAAUAUAAAUAUAAAUAAUUCUGAUAUAACAUCAACAGGUUUAAGUAGUCGUCGACAAGAUUAUUAUUUACGUGAAAUGAAUCAUUUAAAUAGUUCACAUAAAUUAAUGGAUACAAAUAUUGAAAUAGCAUCAAUGGUUAAAAAAGAUUUAUCUGAUCAAAGAAAAUAUUUAUUAAAUAUAACAAAUAAAAUUAGUACUAUAACUAAUCGUUUUCCAUUGGUUAAUAAUGUUUUACAAAAAAUUAAAGUUAAAAAACGUAAAGAUUCACUUGUACUUGGUUUUGUCAUAGCUAUUUGUCUUAUUAUUCUUCUUCUUUAUAUGUUUCGAUAA